AUGGAAUCUUCGCAGAUAAACGGCGCCGCCAGCCAAGAUGCGCCAUCUAAAGCUACUGACGCCGUCUUGAAGCCCUCCGAGCCUGUGCCUGAAGGCGCACAACAAGUGCGAGGCAUCGAAUUCAACGACUACACAGACCGCAAAAUGACGGUCGAGGACCUGGUGGCCGGAAUGGCGAACAUGGGGUUUCAAGCAAGUGCUGUUGGGGAUGCCGCACGCAUUAUCAACGAUAUGCGUGCCUGGAGAGAUACAGAAACAGGCGACAAAACAACGAUAUUCCUGGGCUACACAUCCAACCUCAUCUCCUCCGGCCUCCGCGAAACGCUCCGCUAUCUAGUCCAGCACCGGCACGUGUCCGCCAUUGUGACCACCGCCGGCGCCGUAGAGGAAGACUUCAUCAAAUGCCUCGCCCCCACCUACCUCGGCUCCUUCACCAUGGCGGGCAAGGAGCUCCGCCAAAGGGGCAUGAAUCGAAUAGGCAACCUGAUCGUACCGAACGACAACUACUGCAAGUUCGAGGACUGGGUAAUCCCGAUCCUCGACCGGAUGCUAGAAGAGCAGGAAGCCAGUCACGAGGACGAGGAGCCGCUGUACUGGACGCCGAGCAAAGUGAUAGACCGGCUAGGAAAAGAGAUCAAUGACGAGAGCAGCGUGUACUACUGGGCGCACAAGAACGGCAUCCCAGUAUUCUGUCCAGCGCUCACGGACGGCAGUCUGGGCGACAUGAUGUUCUUCCACACGUUUCGGAGUUCGCCGAAGCAGCUGCGGUUGGACAUCAUCGAGGACUUACGCAAGAUCAACACGCUGGCGAUGAAGGCGAAAAGGACGGGCAUGAUUAUCCUGGGCGGCGGGCUGGUGAAGCAUCACAUCUGCAACGCGAAUCUGAUGCGGAAUGGCGCUGACCACGCAGUCUAUAUCAAUACCGCGCAGGAAUUCGAUGGGAGCGAUGCGGGUGCUAGACCGGACGAGGCGGUUUCGUGGGGGAAGAUCAAGGUGGAUGGGGAGAGUGUGAAGGUGUAUGCGGAGGCGACGGUGGUGUUUCCGAUGAUUGUGGCGGCGACAUUUGCAAAGGUGGAAAAGUAG
This is a messenger RNA of Coniosporium apollinis CBS 100218, 1083 nucleotides long. Its product is annotated as deoxyhypusine synthase. NCBI's taxonomy places the organism in Eukaryota, Fungi, Ascomycota, Dothideomycetes. Gene Ontology annotation, cellular component: cytoplasm. The record is from RefSeq and is a predicted model, not a curated record. Gene Ontology annotation, molecular function: deoxyhypusine synthase activity. Bases 1 to 1083 code for a protein of 360 amino acids. Gene Ontology annotation, biological process: peptidyl-hypusine biosynthetic process. The transcript has 2 exons.